AUGACAUCCAAGUUAGAGGUCGUCUCAAGUAAUAAGACUCAUUCUGGUCGAAUCACAAAGUUCAAAUUUCAAUCAUCUUCACUUGGUGACUUAGUGACCUCUAUCAAUGUUUUCGUUCCGUUAUCAACUGAACCGUCGAAGAAGUUCCCGGUACUGUUCUAUUUAGCCGGUCUAACUUGCAAUGAGGACACAGGGCCUCAAAAGGGUGGUUUCUUAGCAGAAGCUGCUAAACAUGGAAUUGCUCUGGUCUUUCCUGAUACAUCCCCACGUGGAGCUGAUGUUGAGGGUGAAGGAGAUGAUUGGGAUUUUGGCACAGGAGCGGGGUUUUACCUGAACGCGACUCAUCCAAAGUGGGCCAAGCAUUAUCAAAUGGAGAAACUGAUUACAGAGGAAAUUCCGAACGUCCUUGGUGCGAGUGACUUGCCUCUCGAAUUGACACGAAAGAGUAUCUUUGGUCACUCAAUGGGAGGACACGGUGCCUUGACUCUUUACUUGAACCAUCCUACCCUCUACAAGUCGUGUUCCGCAUUUGCCCCUAUUGCCAACCCUACAAAUUGUGCAUGGGGUAAAAAGGCUUUCAAUGGUCCUAAUGGGAACGAUGGAUAUCUCGCCAAAGGACUUGAAGAGGGCCGCAAGUAUGAUGCUACCGAGUUGAUCAAACAUGCAAAACCAUCUCAAGUCAAGAUCUUAAUCGACUAUGGUAGCAGCGAUCAAUUCUAUAAAGAUGGACAAUUGCUUCCGGAGAAUUUUAUUGAUGCCUUCUCACAAAUAAAGAAUCUGAAAGAUGCUGAGAUUAACGUACGAAAGCAAGAUGACUACGAUCACUCAUAUUACUUCGUCAGCACAUUUGCGACUGAUCAUCUUGAAUUCCAUGCAAAAUACUUGAAGAGCAUGUAGUUUUUUUCAAAUUGAUAUGUAUACCCUAUUAUCAUCCGAUCCUUUCAAGCUGCAUCCUUAAUGUACACUUGAAUGAUCCGCUAUUCUUAACUCUUGAAAACAAUCAAGUUAUCCUCAACUGUG
Messenger RNA from Melampsora larici-populina 98AG31, 1020 nucleotides. Its product is annotated as family 1 carbohydrate esterase. Gene Ontology annotation, molecular function: S-formylglutathione hydrolase activity. Gene Ontology annotation, biological process: formaldehyde catabolic process. The transcript is spliced from 10 exons. NCBI's taxonomy places the organism in Eukaryota, Fungi, Basidiomycota, Pucciniomycetes, Pucciniales, Melampsoraceae. Bases 1 to 897 code for a protein of 298 amino acids. Gene Ontology annotation, cellular component: cytosol. The record is from RefSeq and is a predicted model, not a curated record.